Fulvia fulva is the source of this 1302-nucleotide messenger RNA. RefSeq lists its product as uncharacterized. Bases 1 to 1302 code for a protein of 433 amino acids. The transcript has 2 exons. The record is from RefSeq and is a predicted model, not a curated record. Lineage: Eukaryota; Fungi; Ascomycota; Dothideomycetes; Mycosphaerellales; Mycosphaerellaceae.
AUGCCUCCUAUCCGCACGAUGCCGACGGUCAAGCCCGUUCGCACCGAACGGACGCACGAGGAGAAUCAAGAGAGGGCAUACAUUGCAGCGUCCCGACGAAGCGAUCGUAGCCUGGAAGCUCGUGUCGAAUCAGCGCGGCGAGCAUCAGAGAUACACAAGAAGCGUACUGGGCGUUCGCUUCGUGUUCGAGAGGAAGAUGUGAUGAACGAGGAGAUGUAUGAGGAAGAAGAUGAUGAUCUUCCAAUGCAGUUCAGACGGAUCAAUGCUUUGAAUCCAGGCUUUGCAUUCAACACCAACUUGAACGAUCGUGUGAAUAGUUACCUCGCUGGCCAGAUCGGAGUCAGGAACUACCUACAUCAGGCCAUAUACCAGGCAAACCAGAACAAUCAAUAUGCCCAACAAUUUGGAUUCAACCCGAUGAUGCAGCAAGGCUUCAACGGCACAAUGUCACCUCUGGCCAUGAGUGGUCCAUUCAACGGGAUGCAGACGCCGUUCCAGCAGCAAGUAUCGAUGCAGAAUAUGCGACCCGCUUCACAUGGACGUUCGUCAUCCAUAGCAACCCCCUCAGAGUUCACACACUACCAACAGCCUCAGGCCCAGAAGUCGACCACGCCAGCAGCUAACGACAGCCGCCGUGUGUCGAGUCAGUCAGCUGGCGCAUCAUCGCCCUCUGCCUCGCACACCAGGAGUACGCUGGGUAGCCAGCCUCCGACGCCCAACGAGAUCACUCAGAAGUCGACGUCGCCGAAGCAGGCACCUAUCUCACCCCACAACGCAGCACAUCUUCCACAAGGCUUACGGCCGUCGGCAGCAUCACCUGCACCAGGCUCAACACCUUACGAGCAGUUGAUGUACCCUCUCACUACUAAGCUUCCGCUUGAGACUCAGCAGCUCAUGGACGUUCCUCAGUUCGCCGGCUACUCGUCGCAUAUGGCACCUGGUAUGGCAGGAUCGUACAGCUACAAUCCAAAUGGCAAGAAGAGAGACUCGACUGGCAACUCGCCGACUGCAUCACACGGUCUGAACCAGACCCUGACACAAUUCCCGAUGGGCAGCCAGGGAGCAAUGACAAGUUCGAUGAAGUCAGAGCCGUUAUCUGCGAUGAGCGCACCGGCCAACCUCGACUUCUUCGGCAGCGACAUGUAUGGCGACAUGAGCCACUUCAGUGACUCCAACUACGCCUUUGAUCUUGGCUUCGGGAGCGGCGCCAACACUGCGCAGAACAGCGGUCAUGUUACACCAGCCACCGAGCAACCCUGGAACGAAUCGGACUUCUUCAAUUACGCCGCUGCUUCGGACUAA